Messenger RNA from Oppiella nova, 4081 nucleotides. The record is from the annotation of a GenBank genome assembly. NCBI's taxonomy places the organism in Eukaryota, Metazoa, Arthropoda, Arachnida, Sarcoptiformes, Oppiidae.
AUGUCUGUGGCAUACCAUGGAUCAGACAAUGGACAACCAGUUUUGAAGAGGUUAUUCCUCUCGUGUUUUGCGGACUCCACUCAAGACAUCACUUCCCAAAUCCCUGAAAAAUGGUGUCCCAAAACAAGCGCCUCAUUCCUCUCGAAACUGACGUUUUCGUGGUUCACACCAAUGGUUAUGAAAGGCUAUCGCAAACCACUGACCACUCAAGACAUGUGGACACUGGAGGACAAGUGCCAGACCUCUGUUUGUGUCGAAAGAUUCAACAAAUACUGGAAACCAAUCGCUCAAAUUAAAGACCAAGAGCAUAUUAAUAUUUUGAUACCAAUUUUGCGUACAUUUUGGCCGACACUUACUAUCAAUUCAUUAAUUAAACUGACGGCUAGUUUACUACAAUUAACGCAACCCUUACUACUCGACCGACUCUUAACAUACUUGACAUCGCAAACAAGUGAACCCGAAUGGACAGGCUAUUCGUAUGCCGUACUAAUGUUUGUGUGCCCUAUGAUGGCAUCAAUAUUGGACGGCCAGUACGAGUACCGGCAAAAUGUGGAUUCAAUGCGAAUUAAAUCAUGCAUAGUAUCCAAACUAUAUGAAAAGUCCAUAAUGUUGUCGAGUGGUGGACGUAAAGAGUUUACGAGUGGUGAGAUUAUAAACCUCAUAUCAGUGGACAUGGGUCGGGUACACUUUUUCUUGAAAAUGUACAACACUUUAUGGCUGAGCCCCUUACAGAUAUGCAUAUCCAUAGCGCUGUUAUGGAAACAAUUAGGUGUGUCCAGUCUGGCCGGCAUUGCCUUUAUGGCAACUAUGAUACCCAUAAACACCAUGAAUAACAAUAAAAUGGAAAGCCUUUGGACACAACUACUCGAGUGGAAGGACAAGAGGGUUAUGGCUAUCAAUGAGAUACUAAACAACAUUAAAGUAUUAAAGUUAUACGCUUGGGAACAGGCGUUUAUGGACAAUGUGCACAAAUUAAGGGAACAUGAGACUAAUGUUCUGGAUACUUAUAUCAAGUCUAGCACUUGGACUUCAUUCACAUUGAAUGCCAGUGGACUUAUUGUAAGUGUAUUGAGUUUCACGGCCUUUACAUUCAGCUCCGACCAGAAUAUUCUUGACGCAAAUAAAGCAUUUGUUUCGCUUUCAUUAUUUACUAUUAUAGGCUCACAAUUUCAUCAAGUCCCAGUAAUCAUUCGCAGAAUAAAUAAAUAUUUAAACGGCAAUGAAGUCAAUGAGAAGUUUAUUACACAUAAAGUCAAUGAGAAAAAUCCUAUUAUUGUGAAAAACGGUUCAUUCAAAUGGGGUCAGGAAUCGAGUGAUAAAGUACUCAAAAAUAUUAAUUUAAAUAUUGAGAGUAACUCUUUGGUGGCAGUCGUGGGUCAGGUCGGGGCUGGAAAGUCAUCCCUACUGUCGGCACUAUUGGGGAAUAUGGAGAAAACUAAUGGCGAAGUAAAUAUCAGCGGAACGGUAGCCUAUGUUUCACAACAGGCGUGGAUUCAAAACACUACUCUCAGACAGAAUAUUCUGUUCAUUAAUGAAUACAAUAAGAGAUUCUAUGAGAAAGUGUUGGAUUCGUGUGCUUUGAGACCCGAUUUGGAGAUCCUUUUGGCUAAAGAUAUGACAGAAAUCGGCGAAAAGGGUAUCAAUUUGUCGGGCGGACAGAAGCAAAGGGUUUCACUCGCGAGGGCUGUCUAUUCAGACGCCGACAUCUACUUAUUGGACGACCCAUUAAGUGCUGUUGACGCCCACGUCGGCAGACACUUAUUUGAUGAGACAAUCGGUCCGAAAGGCAUUCUUCGUAAUAAAACCCGUAUUUUAGUGACACAUAAGGCAUCGGUUUUGCCAGAAGUGGACAAAAUAGUUGUCUUAAAGGAGGGACUGAUCUCUGAAUUCGGAUCAUUCGAUGAACUGAUGGCUAAAAGUGGAGAAUUCGCUGAAUUUAUAGCCGAAUAUGUGUUGAGACAGGAGUCGGAAGGGGUGGACAUCGACGACGAGAAAGAGUUGGAAAUGUUAGCAAAACUGAGACAAAGAGUGAAACCAAUUAUCGAGAGACAAGAAUCGCGUAACUCAUUGGCCAGCGAUGGUCUGGUCCGACGACAGGGAAGUCACAUCUCGACGACCACUGAUAGCGAAGACCAGAAAAUACUAGAAACUGGAGAACAGAGUCAAGACGUACAACAAAAUGAUGGGAAACUUAUGGAUGAGGAGAAACCAGAGACCGGUUCCGUUAAAACCCAUGUCUAUAAGCAGUACUUCCGUUGGGUUGGCGUCCGAUACCUGAUUGUCAUACUCUUGUCGUAUAUCAUCGCAAACACCGGAGCGGUGGCGUCGGGUCUUUGGUUGAGUAAGUGGUCGGCCGAUGCGCUCGACCCUCAACUGGUUGAUGAUUACAACCUACGUCUGGUAAGACUGGGUCUGUUCGCAGGGUUUUGUAUCGUGCAAAUGGUGUUCAUAUUCUCAGCCCAACUGUCCAUUAGUCUGGGAUGUAUGGGUGCGGCUAAACGGUUGCACCGGCUUAUGAUGGAGCGUAUGAUGAGAGCACCCGUCGCUUACUUCGAUACAACACCUGUCGGUCGUAUUGUGAGCCGAUUCUCGGAGGACAUGGAGCUCAUAGACAGUGAACUACUGUAUGAUUUCCGUCUAAUGUGUCUGAAAUUUUUCUCACUUAUCGUAUCAAUGGGUAUGAUAUCUCUGGAAACACCGCUUAUUAUGUUAGCCAUACUUCCCAUAAUCAUAACGUACGUCACGUGUCAACGCAUUUAUACCGCGGGUUUACGGCAAAUACGACGACUCACAUCGACCUCCAGUUCCCAUAUUAUUAGUCAUUUUGGAGAGACAUUUAGCGGCACGUCCACCAUCAGAGCCUAUGAAGCGAAACGACAUUUCCUUCGUGAAUCGCACCGUCGUAUCGAUGAAAGUAAUGCCUGCGCCUAUCAAUUGGUUUGUUCCCAGGGAUGGCUCGCUAUAAGACUGGAGCUCUUGGGCUAUAGUAUAGUGUUUUUGUCGGCUCUGUUCGCAGUGGUCUUCCGGGAGACAGUGAGCGCAGGUGUGGCCGCACUGGCCAUCAGCUAUGCCCUCAACAUAACCACUCUUAUCGAGAAGUUUAUUUUAGGUGUCACAGAGACAGAGACCGAUAUCCUGGCCGUCGAGAGGUGUCUGAAGUUCAUUGAAAUGCCUUCCGAGGCCGAGUGGUUCAACGAUCGGACAAAACCGCCGUCCGAUUGGCCACUAAUGGGAGGAAUAGUGUUCUCCAACUAUAGCACCAAAUAUAGACAGGAAUUGGAUUUAGUGCUCAAAAACAUCACAUUAGAUGUCAAACCGAGGGAAAGGCUGGCAAUAGUGGGCCGAACCGGCGCUGGAAAGUCAUCCCUGGCUUUGGCUCUCUUCCGACUUAUCGAAGCCACUGAUGGGACGGUUAGUAUCGAUGGCAUCGACUGCUCGACAAUAGGUUUGCAUGACUUGAGGUCUCGGCUAACAGUCAUACCUCAAGAGCCGGUACUCUUCGCGGGCUCUUUGCGACACAAUUUGGAUCCUUUGGAUCAGUGGUCAGACAAACAGAUAUGGCGGGCCUUGGAGUCGGCGCAUCUGAAGACAUUUGUGGACAGUCUUGAGAGUGGACUCAAUCACGAGAUCUCCAUCGACGGCGAGAAUCUGAGUGUCGGACAGAAACAGUUGGUCUGUUUGGCGAGAGCUCUGCUCAGACGCACCCGAGUCCUGGUUUUAGACGAGGCCACCGCCGCGGUCGAUAUGGAAACGGAUGACUUGAUUCAGAAGACAAUCCGCGAAGAGUUUUCUUCGUCGACAGUCGUGACGAUCGCUCACCGAUUGAAUACAAUCAGAGAUUACGACAAAGUGUUGGUUUUGGACAACGGAUUCAUCGCUGAGUUCGGACCUCCGGAACAGCUCUUGACUGACAAGACCACUAUCUUCUACUCGAUGGCCAAACACGAGGGCAUUGUCUGAAUGUUUCAGCGAUUUCGUUCAAUAUUAAAAUGAUAUAAAAGUUUAAUAAUAAAAUUUAAUUAAAUAAAAUGUAAUUCAACUUUUUUUAUUGCUUUACAAAGAGUUUAAACUUUUAAAAAAA